This is a messenger RNA of Paramecium pentaurelia, 5274 nucleotides long. Lineage: Eukaryota; Ciliophora; Oligohymenophorea; Peniculida; Parameciidae. The record is from the annotation of a GenBank genome assembly.
AUGAAAUUUAUUAAGAAAUGUUUGAAAUAUUAAAGACUUCAAUUAUAAUAUUUGAUUGGACAUACGUAAGUAGCAUUAGAAUAGGAAAACAAAUUAUUUUGGACAGUGUGUGAAUUCGUUAGAAUGUUUUAAACAAUUGCUUUAGUUUUACUAUAUAAACAUAUUAUUCGAAUGCUUAAUACUAAUAUAGAAUUUGAUUAACCAUCUUCAAGUUAGGAUAAGGUUGAAUUGUUAUGUAGAAUAACUAUGCCUACUAUUUUGAUAUAAGAAUAUUUAUCCUUAGAACAAAUUAUAUAUUUCUAAUUAAUAUUUUUGGCAUCACUCUUUUUAAUGUUACUUAUCAAUGUUGUAGCAUUAAGAUUGGAGUAUAUACAUUUUAAAUAAAUAAAAUUUCAAAAUAAGCGGACAUUUAACAAAGUAGAUGGGAAUAGUUUUUGUAAUAAUUAUUAACUUAUUAUAUAGAAUCUCUUAAUCUAUUGAAUAGCACAUAUAAUAAUAAUGAUUUUACAGAACAUUUUCUAUUGAAAUAAUUAAUGGGAACUGAUAAUGGAUCACUAAUUGAAUUACAAUUAUUAAGAACAUCAAUAUUAACUAAUUAUUUCACACAUAUUAUGUUUUUACCUUAAAUUUAUUGGGUUGCUAUUAUAUUUUAUAGAAUACAUAAUCAAACAAAUUAUUCAAUUGGACUAUUUAUAUUAAACUUUACUCUCAAUUCAAUUUAAUUACUUUUUCUUAUAAUAUUAGAAACAUUAUCAUUAUAUAUGUAAUAAUCCUAUAGACUUAAAGAUACUAAUUAUUUGAGAUUGAGAAUAACUACUUCAUUUAAAAUAGGUUAGAUGUUAAGGAUUAUUCCAACUUUAAUAUAUUUUAGUGUACUUUAUAUAGUAGAUCCUUUAGCAAUUUAUAAUAAUUUAGUAUUUGAGUAAGUAUUAUCAUGUUUUGGAAUAUUAAAUUUGAUUUUUGAUCUUUAAGAUUAAUCUUUUAAUAUUCCAUUUGUUUAACCUUAUAAAAUCUAUGUAUUUCAUUUAGCAUUUUCAUUGGCUUUUUGUUUAUCAUUUUUAAAAUUAAUCUAAUUAAAUAUUAAUGAUAUAAUAACAUUGUCUAUGAUGAUAUCUCCUUGUAUGUGUAAAAUGCUUAAUUAAUUGACAGACUUUAAUUUUAAGAAAAUAAUAACUCAUACAUUACAUCCAGAGAAUAUUCCACCAAAAUAAAAGAUUUUGAAAAGAAAUUCAUAAUCAAUGACUAAAUCACUUAUUGUUAAUGAUGAUGUUCAUUAAAUUGAAAGACAAAUUUGUUUAUAGAAAUUAGAAUAAGUGAGUAUGAUUAGACUUACAAAUUAUAAGUAUUUUCUACAAUUCUUACGUCUAUAUGAAUUAUUGUGUAUAAAUUAAUAACAUGUUUAUUAAACAACUGAUGUUUUUAAUCCUAAUAAAUCAAAGUUUUUAAUGCAAUGUUUUAUAUUAAUAAAAACUCAUGUUGAAUUAUGUAAUAAUUUGUACUGUUUUUGUAGAGGAUUUUGGGGAGAGAAAAAGCAAACUCUCUCUUUAAAUAUAUAAAAAUAAGAUAUGAAAAUAUUCUCUGAUUAUACUUGUAAGGGUUUAACAAUUUCUAUAGAUUUAAUAGAUAGAUAUAUUAGAUAUUAUAUUAAACUUAUUUUAAAUAUAGAAAUUUAUGUUACAUAACCUAAUUUAACAUAUAUUGCUUAACUAAUUAGUUUUUUAAGUAAAUCAGAAGAAUCAUUAUAAGCAUGGUUAUAAGUUAUGGAAGUUAAAUUAUAAUUACAAGAAUAAAAAAAACCAUUUGAUGAAAUAACUACUAAUCUAAUAAUAAGUUAUUCUAAAUAUUAAACAUUAUUUAGAGCUUAAUUUUAUUUGAAUGAUAAAUCUAUAAAGAAAACUAUUUUAUAUGGAGAUUAUAGGAAUACUGAAUUAUAGAGAAGUCUAUUAAUACAUAAAUUAAUGUAAUGUUUGGAUGUAAAGAAGAGUUAUUUAAUCAAAUUAGGCAAUAAUAAAUAAUCAUAUGAAGAAGUUUAAUAACUUUAUAUUGAAUCAAAUUCUUAUUUUCUCAAAUUAUAAAAUGAAUUAUAAGAAUUUCAUGAUCAAUCAUAAUGUAGAACUUCUUGUUUACUUAUGAUGUUAUAUUAUGUUGAAGUUCGUUGUGAUUACAUACAAUUUUAGAAAUAUAAAAAUGUAUUUUAUAUAUAUAUAUUUUUAGUAUCUUAGAACUAAAGACAUUAAGUUUUUUGAAUACCCUAUUAUUUUUAAUGCUCCAUAAAAUAUAUGUUAUCUUAAAGUAAAUUUAUCAAGAUUUUCAAAACAUAAAUGUAGAGGAGAAAUCUUAGCAAGAUCAGAAAAUUCAUUUAAAUUUUUUGGUUUUGAAUCUAAAGAUGAUUUUCUACGUUAAAGAGUUACUGUUCAUGAAUUAGUACCACCUUUGAUAUCAUCAGUGCAUAAUACUAUUAUUGAAUUAUUUCUAAUGAGUAAUCGACCUAAUGUUAUAAGAAAGGAACGUUAUCUUAUAGCUGAAAAAACCAAUUAAGAAAUUGUUUUCGUUGAAAUGUUUAUUGAUUUAUGUUUUGUUAUUACUGGUACUGAAUUUCCUGUUUAUUGUUUUAUGCAAGAAAUUAAACCUAUUGGAAUCUUUGAAAAUAUAAGGGGACAUAUAAUUGUUGAUGAUUAUGAAAUCAUAUAAGGAAUAAGUUCAUUAGCUUAUCAAUCUUUAUUUUUAGAUUCACCAAGUGAAAUAUGCAAUAAAGAGAUAUCAGAAUUUUAUGGAGAUUUUACUGAAAAUGCAUAAAGAUUAAAUCAAAUGAUGGAUACUAAAACAAGUAGAUAUAGAGGAAUGACUUAAUCAGUAGUUAGUUAAUAAGGUGGUAUUUAAUAAAAAGAUACAAAUUCAAUUUAUAAUCAUUAUAAAUUAAAAUUGGAAGAUCAAUUAUUUAUUAUGAGUGAAUAGGAUAAGUUCUUUAUUGAUAUGACAAUUACAUUAACAUAUGGAAUUAUAAAUGGAAAAGUUUCAAAAGUAUUGUUAUUUAUUUAUAUUAUAUUUUAAAUAGUACUAUGUCAUUGAGUUUAAUAAAGUUUAAUAAAUUGAUAUUACCGAAAAUAAUGAAUCUAAUUAAACCAAUAGUUUGAAAAGUAGUGUUAAGUAAUCUUAAUAUACACAAAGAACUAAUACAUUAUAUGACAUCUAAGACAAUGAGAAAAGAAGUAGUGAAGGAUCUAUAAAAUUAUAGAAAUAUUCAUUUCCAUAAAUUAAUGAAUAAUGUAUUACAGUUUCAUAAAAUUAAAUGUAAGGAUUAAAAUAAGAAUAAUCUGAUGAUAAAAUUAACAUUUAAAAAAAAUAAGAAAGAAAAUCUAAAUUUUUUAAUUUUAAAGGAGUUGCAAGAAAAUCUGAUUCUAAUGAAUAAUUUAAUAAUGAUCAUAAUUCUGGAUCUUCUAAUCAUAUAGCAUCUGCAACAUCAUAAAAAUAAUAAUUAGAUGUUUAAAAGUUUCUUUCAAAAGGUAUGUAAUAUUAAGAAUUCUCUAAUUCUGAUUAUGAAAAAAUCAUAUUUGUAAUACAUUUAAUAAAUGCAUUAAUUCUAGGAAUCAUAUUAGUAUUUUUGUUACUUUAUUAAUUGAAAUUUAAAACUUAAGCAGAAUCAAUAAUUCCUACUAUUUAAAUUUUAUAAGCAUUUAUAACAACUGAUUACACAGAUAAUAUUUAAUUAUCCUUAAUGUAUAAUAAAUAAAAAGAAAUAAGUUAAUAAGAUUAAUAUUAUCAACAUUUAUAAAGAUUAUUAAUAAAAGAUGCUAAAAAUUAUUUAGUUUAUUAAAAGAAUUAUUUUUUAAAUUAAUAAAUCUAAAAUGUAUUUAGUGACACUUAAGUAAAACAUGAAAAUGAACAGGAUACAAGUGCUUGGAAUGCAGCUUUUUAUAUUCUAUAUAAUCAACUUGAUUUUAUAUAAGAUCAGAAUUAAAAUCAAACAGAUUAAUUACCUACAUAUGUAAAUCUAUUAUUAGACUUUCCUUAUCACAAAACUGCUUAUGAAAAUAUUAAUAAAGAAUUUAGUGAAUUUGUUUAAUUGUCUAUUGAUAAUUUUUCAAAUUCUUAAAAAGCACUUAUAAUUAUAUUAAUAGUCUUAAGUAUUAUUAUUUCAUUUAUCUCUUUAAUUGUGUAUCAUAAUUAUUUUAAAUAUAUGAAAAAGAUAACUAGAUGUAGUGAAUAAGUUUAAUUUGAUGCAUUAGAAUCAGAAAUUAAUAUCUGUGCAACAAUCUUAACUAAUAAAUAAGUAUAUAUAUAUAUAUUAUAAUUUAGAAAUUAUGUCUUUAUGAUUAUAGAAUGGACUUUACUGCAAAUUUUGAUUUUCGAUAACAUCAAGAAGGUCAAACUCAUUUUUCUAGUUAUAAAGUGAUUAAUAGUUCAUAAAAUAAUACAAAACGAUCUCUUAAUUUUACAGAUGAGAUUUCACUUAAAAGAGCUUUAAGUUUUUUAUAUCCUUUAUUUUGUUUAUCUAUUACAUUAAUCUAUUUAGGAUUAACAUAUUUGGAUACAGAGAAUGUUAUGUCAGGUUUAUAAAAAGAUAUUACUUUAUAUAACCAAGGCAUAUUAUUUUAAGAAUAGUUUUCUUUAUUAUGUAUUAGUAGUAUUUUGUAAGAGAAUAGAGAGUAUUUAAUCUAAAAAAAAUAUAUCUCUGAAUCAUAAUUGUAAUAAUAUUAUGAAUAUAUAUCACCUUCUAUUGUUACUACUCAAUAAUUGAGUAAAAUCAUUCGACUUCCAACAGGUAUUAGAAGUGCUGAAGUUAUAGACUCUUUAUCUAUUAACAUAUGUAGUAUUUUUUUAGAUUAGAUUGAUGUUGAAUUAUGUGAAAGAUUAGAUUAAGGAUUAUUGUAGAAUGGUGUAUUGGAGUCUACACAAUUUUAUAUUAUUUAGUAUAGAAAUAAUUAUGAACUUAAUUAUUAAGAUAGUUUAGAUUAUAGUACAACAGAGGAUAUUGUCUCAAUUAAUUUUAUUAUAAAAGGAAUCACUAAUUAUAUUAAUAAAUCAAAAUAAAAUUUAGAAUAAUAUAUAGAGGAUUAAAUUGAUAUAAAAAUGAACUGGUUUAUAUUCAUUUUUACAUUGACAAUUAUUUUGCAAAUAAUUUUAUCAAUUUUAAUUUCAUAAAAUUUAAAAUUGAGAUUAAAAUCUUUAAAAUAAUUAAUAUAUUUAUUACCUCGUGAUACUUUAUAUGCAAGUGAUAGUUUUAUGAAAACACUUAAUUAUGUUUAAAGACAUUAAAAUGAUUUAUGUUAAUGA